AUGUCGACAAGCAAAACGCGGGGAGAGCCCAGCACGAGCGAGAACCUGAAGGAAGCCCUCGGCGAGAAGAUCCCCUUGUAUCACGACCUGCUGAGAAAUUUCCGACGUCACCGUGGCCCGAGUAUCAUCAGUCAUAUCACGGUCGACGACCUGUACGGCGGAUUAAGCGGCGUGAAAACUAUCGUCAGGGAAACCUCGGAAAUCGAUCCCAAGCACGGCGUCGUGUACCGUGGACUGACGAUACCGGAGGUGAUCACUCUGCUGCCUCGCCGAGGAGGCUUGCCGAGCGCCGAAGCUAUCUUCUGGCUGCUUCUGACCGGUGACGUUCCGACACAUCGGCAGACGGCUUCGCUGAUCGCCGACUGGACGUCGCGGCGUCAAAAACGCGCCGAGCAGUGGUCAGGAUCGCGAGGUGAGACCGCGCUUUCCGUUCUGCGUUCUCUGCCCGAGAGCGUCACACCCCUGGGCAGGUUGUCGGUCGCACUCACGAUCCUCGACGUCAGCAAGUGCGCGAAGGAGGCCAAGAGACACGGCGCUAUGCCGCACACUUACUGGGAGUAUGAGUAUGAAGACAGUAUGGAGUUCCUAGCGAUGUUACCAGCGAUCAUCGGUCUGGUUGCGAAGGGACAAAUAUCGACGAAGGUGAGCAGCGACGGUGAUUGGGUGCAAUUCCUGUCGGAGUGCCUGACUAACGUGACAGAAAACUUCGACCGCCGAAAAUCGUCAAUCGUUGAUUUUCUCAGACUGUAUGUCACUUUAAACGCCGACGACGACGGCGGAGCUCCCGCCGCACACGUUACGCAAAUUCUGGGAUCGACCGAUCUCGAUAUAAACGAGGUGUUAGCUAGCAGCGCUUUGGCAUACACCGACGAGCCCACGAGCGGCACGAUGCUACAGUGGGAAGAAUUGCAGACGAAAAUCCGAAACGGGCUCGGCCAAAGUACGUGGACGGAGUAUUCCUUGAUAGAUCGCGUGCUGAGUCUAUGCGGCAAAGACAAAUUAAUAGGACACAAAGAAGCGGAGUGUUGCGACCCGCGUUACACGGUUCUGUUGAAUUACGCCAAACAAUAUUUGCCGGAUAAUCCCGAAAUAAAAUUUUCACAGGAUAUCACACAAAUACUGAGAUCGAAGAUGAAGAGGCCAAACGGAAAAGACAUUUGCCCGGAACAAAGUGCCAUAGCUGCGCCUAUUUUCCGGUCCUUAGGAUUGAAAGAUAUGAGGUUCAAUCAGACGAUACUUUACAUGGCGCGAACCUUGGGAGCGGUCGCCUCGAUUAUCUGGUCGAAAGCCGUAAAUGCGCCCGUCGAGCAUCCGAUGUCGAGAUGCACUCACAGCUACAUAGAGAAGAUUCAGGAUAACGGAAGAAGGAGGCAAAAACGCAGAACGCAAAAGUAA
Dinoponera quadriceps is the source of this 1395-nucleotide messenger RNA. Its product is annotated as probable citrate synthase 2, mitochondrial. Gene Ontology annotation, biological process: tricarboxylic acid cycle; carbohydrate metabolic process. The transcript is spliced from 8 exons. Gene Ontology annotation, cellular component: mitochondrial matrix. The record is from RefSeq and is a predicted model, not a curated record. Bases 1 to 1395 code for a protein of 464 amino acids. Lineage: Eukaryota; Metazoa; Arthropoda; Insecta; Hymenoptera; Formicidae.